Neopelma chrysocephalum (saffron-crested tyrant-manakin) is the source of this 1229-nucleotide messenger RNA. RefSeq names its product transmembrane protein 167A (gene TMEM167A). The record is from RefSeq and is a predicted model, not a curated record. Gene Ontology annotation, biological process: protein secretion; intracellular transport. Lineage: Eukaryota; Metazoa; Chordata; Aves; Passeriformes; Pipridae.
ACUACAGAAAAGAGGAUGAAAACUGCUACAAGGGGAAAACAGAGCACAGGAGCCAAAAUACAAGAGACCAGAGCAGACUAUGAGAGCCUCCAAAGCCAGCCUGGAUUGUGCCUAUGGAACAACAGAAGAAGAAACAAUAAGAAGUUGCUAAUUAAAAAAACUAGCUUCAUUAAGGUGUUAUUUAUGUUAUUAAGGCUUCAGCAGCACAGGGCUCACGCCCGCAGGGGCCGGAGAGCGAGGCGACACCUCCACACCCCGAAUACAACCACUAACAAAGCGACCAACCAAAAAAAAACCACCAAAACCCCCACAUUUUUGACGUUGGACAAAACACGUGGCUGCGGCGUGCCCGGAGGCGCAGGGUCGGGUGAGGGGUUACUGAUCGCAGUUAUAGCGUUAUCCUGGCACGGGACAGCGGCGAAACCCGUGGAUCAUCCCGUGGAUCACCGCUCGGACCCCCAAUCCAGGUACCACACGGCCCGAUCCCCCAGAGGGCAGGGCGGGACGCCGGACCUACCUCCCGUCCGCCGCUUCCGCCUGCGCCCCGGCAGCAAAUCUGUGCCACGUCCGCCCCCUUCGUCCCGCCUCCCGCCGGCUACUCCGAUCAAUCGCAGCGCCUUCUUCCUCCAUCAGCCAAUGGCGGUGGCGGCCCCGUCCCCGUGCUGUGAGGACGCGCUGUGCGUUCCGCCCUGCGAGCGGGGCCGGAAGGUGGUGGAGCGGAGCGGCGCUAUGUCUGCCAUCUUCAACUUCCAGAGUUUGCUGACUGUCAUCUUGCUGCUCAUAUGUACCUGUGCCUAUAUCAGAUCCUUGGCUCCCAGCUUACUGGACAAAAAUAAAACUGGACUGUUGGGGAUAUUCUGGAAGUGCGCCAGGAUUGGUGAGCGGAAGAGCCCCUACGUAGCUGUGUGCUGUGUCGUGAUGGCCUUCAGCAUCCUCUUCAUGCAGUAGCAGCUGGAGAGUGUCCCCUGCUGCCAAACAGCACGGUGUGGGAGAGCUCCUGGCAGGAGAAGAUGGGAAAGUGUCACCAAGUCUCCUCCCACAUGAUGUACCCCCCAUCUUCUGGUGGACACCCCCUGAAACACACCAAACAUCACAGUAUUAGUGAUCACAACCCAGACGACAUGUGCUUGUUAAUGUUGAGUCAGCACUGAUGUAACUCUUGAAAGGGUGUCUCUUCUAACCAUAGCAAUAAAGUCACCCUUGGAAGAAUAAAGAACAUUGUGAUUUUA